GCAUCUUUCUAGCCCCUCUUGAUCUACGUCUAUGCCUGCUCUACUUGCGGAUUGUCCCGGAAACAUUGUCGUCCACAUUGUUGCUGGCGCCGCUGCACUGUCAACAGGUCUCUGAUGAUGUAUUUCUAGUUUUCCUCGUCGUAGAGUAGAAUAUGAAUAUGAGUAAGAAUCGCAUCCGCAUCAAAAACUAAAAUUCUAAGUGCUUUUUUAUCAGAUGAAUACAUCGGUAGUGACGGGGUUGUCCUCUACUUCACCCUCGGUUGUAAUGACCGCAUACUAGCCCAGCAACGGUGCCCCUUUGGUCCUUUCGCAGUUUCAUUCUCCCAGAGGUAAAAGAGGUCCUUGGCUUGUGAAUCUCCCGCCGUCCUCUGCGUAUAAUUACCUAAACGACAAAGAGCCCGGCAGCAUGGUGGACGUGGACGCUACCAGUCUGACGAUCACCGUCGUUGCCGCCUUUUUCCUCUGCGCGCUGGCGGUGGGCGGAGGCGUAGGAGGUGGGGCGCUCUACAUGCCAGUGUAUGUUGGCCUUCUCAACGACGCACAUUUGGCGGUGCCGCUCGCGAAGAUAACAACAAAUGGUAAAAGGUCAUAUGUGGUGAAGAAUAAGUUUAAGUUGUAGAAGAGGUUUGUUCUUUCGCGUACGCCUUCUUGUCUUGAGUUUGCGCUUUACUUAUUUGUAAAUUCAAGAGAAUGAGAAUGCAGAAAUGAUCAAGAUGAAUAUCAACCAUUUGUUCGCAGGUGUCGCCUGGUCCGCGUUUUUCUUCAAUCUGUUUGCCCGACACCCCGACGACAGCAGGCGACCCUUGAUCAACUACGACGUGGCACUGAUUAUGGAGCCCCUCACGCUCAUUGGUACCAUCAUCGGCGUCGCACUCAACGUGAUACUGACGUCAGGUAUGUUGAGUUGUUCCCAUGUUGUUUUGCAACGCGUAGUGUGAGCAAAUGAUUGGGAUUGCUCUUUUAUUUUUCCUUGCUAGUAUUUUUCUUUUUCUUUGUCUUUCAUUUUCUUUUCUUGGUCGGUGAUUCUUGAACGAAUUCGAAAUACGGCAGGCCACGUUCUCUUCACACUAGUCACGGUUCUGGGAUUCACCGCCUACCGGACCCUGGAGAAGGGUUGCAAACAGAGAAAUAAGGAACUUGCGUUUUUGAAGGAUAGAGCGGAGGCGACGGGAAUAUCGUAUAGUCAAGCAAGAGCUUGAGCUUGAUGCUCAUAUUUUGCUUUGGAUGAUGAUGAAUUUGCAGCGAUGCACAUGCAAGGAUAAAAAGCAAGCGCGCUCGCGAGAAAGUUUGGUCCUCGCAAAAAUUUGGAUUUGACGAAACUCAAACUUCUCCUUUUCCAGGUCCGCUCCUUCCUCCGCAGUCGAGCUGCCAUCCGUCACGUCCCAACAAGAGCGCGCUGCGCUGCUUGGAACGGAAACCGACGAUUCCUCAAACCCCGCUCCCAGAUGGUUUCCAGUGGACAAAUUUCUCACUAUGGUGGGCCUGUGGGUGUUUCACUGUGCCUGUCUGUUCUACGCCGGCGGACCCUUCGCCAUAGCCUGCGGGGAGCCGCAGGAAAAGGCUGCGAUAGUGCUGAACUUCCUCGUGCAGCUCGGGUUCACGCUCUACUGGCGCAGAAGGUGUUUGAACUUACAGGAAAAGAAGCGCAACGACGCGGCCCUACUCGAAAACGAUUUUGCCGCGACGACAACCGCUGGCACUGGUCAACGGCACCUGGUUCAGGAAAAUUUCCAGUUCGGCACCAUGAACACCCUCGUCUACCCCUUUCUGAGCGGCGUUGCGGGUGUAUGCGCGGGCGCGCUGGGGAUCGCGGGCGGGCUGAUAAAAGGGCCACUUAUGGUGGACUGGGGUUUGGCCGCGCAAAGUGCGACGGCGACGGCCAUCUUCAUGAUCAUGUUCACCUCAAGUUCCACGAUCUUGCAGUUCGUGAUCCUGGGCCGACUGGAGCUGAAGAUAAGCCUUCUCCUCUGGUUUACCGGUUUUGGCGGCGGCCUGCUCGGUUCCAAAAUGGUCGCGAGUGUGCUGAAGAAAUUCGACCGGCAGAGCUUCGUGACCUUCUUCCUCGGGUUCAUCAUCGUCGCGUCCGCGCUCUGCAUGUGCAGCGUCGUCAUCCUGCAAAUGCUGGACAUUUUCCCGCAACCACACUCAGAUAAGGACCUGGACUAUUGCUCAUUGGCCGCGCUGCACUAAGGCAAGAGCUGGGUCCACUGUCCAUCUUGUCCUGGUGUUUUCCUAACGCAAGGCUUAGGCUAAAGCAGGAGGGGAAGGUCGCCGUCGGCGGUGUCGUUUUCGUUGCAGCUGCGCUUCCUGCAAAACAAAAGAUCGGGGACAACAUCUCUGGGGGAAAAGAGAAGCGCAAUAACCUCCUCGUCCUGCUCUGGAGCACCGUUGGAACGCAGCCGCGAUACCGCCGUUCUGUCCCCGUUGGAACAAACGCAGUCAGAGCCUGGUGGUCAUACCCCGGAAAGGAGGUGGCCCAGCAGCUGAGGUGGUUCUGAAGGUGGAAUGAGAAUGACGAGGUAGCUGUGGAGGACGGCAAUUGACAAAGAGAAAGAAAUUGAAGAUCAAGACGACUUUUUCAAAAAACGCCGGAAUAAAAUUGCCUAAUUUCCAGCUUGAAAGAAAUAAAGACAAAGAGUUGUAGACCUUCACAUUGCGCAUCGAUCCAACUAUAUCUAAGGACGAAUGCUGCCUUUAACAUCAAUCCGCUGAUGAAUGCUCAAGAAGAAGUAGAAAGCACCUUUGUUCCGAGUACGCUGCGCACAUCUACUAGCAGCAGUGGCACACGACCAUGGAAGACGUCCUUGUGUCCUUGUGCUUCUGCUUGUUCUCGUUCCCUGAAUUCUGCUCCUCGGCACAAUUGUGCAACAGUAUCACGACCACACUAGCCAGUGUUUGAGCUUGAGUUUCUCGUCUGUAAUACCCGGCGCUGACCCUGUGCUCGUGCGCAUCGAGCGUUUUGAGUCAUACCAAAUGGCGCGAGGCGGCGUUUCGUUUCGUGUUCGUGCAGCCGCAGCACGCGCUGCUGAACUGCUUUUGCUGCAAUGCUCCACC
Amoebophrya sp. A120 is the source of this 3054-nucleotide messenger RNA. Lineage: Eukaryota; Dinophyceae; Syndiniales; Amoebophryaceae. The record is from the annotation of a GenBank genome assembly.